AUAACCACAUUUCCUGUCCUUGGUGGAGCUGGUUAGGAGAGCAGCGCUUUUUUUCAUGUGGAAGCAAAAAUGUUUAGCAGACUAUGCUCUCUGUUUCCAUUACCUUUUGAUGCUUAAGCCGCUCACAAUGGCGCAAGACAGAUAUAAUGGCUUUGGGGAAGCAAGAAAUCUUGUCUCUGGUUUUAUUUACUUAGCAUGUAGAUUCAUGGAGAUGCCUUCUCAUUCACCACCAUACCCAUAGGUAUGUUGACUAUCCUAAUUUGGAAAAUAAAAAAAAAAAUCCCUGAAGAAAAGGCCCUUAAAUUCUGGGAGCUCCUGGGAGUCAUUUUUAUUGCAGUAAUUGGUAACUGGUCCCCAUAAGCUGAGUGUUAGAAAAUAGCAGACUCGUGCAAAGCUCAGAGCUUGCUUAAGGAAAACAGCUCUGUAGGAAAGGGAGCUCCACGUUCCCAGGAUCUAGGAGGUGAGGCAUGGCAGGGAGUAGGUGUCCUGGUCAGGUUUGGGGAGGGCAGGUGCAAAUGACCAGAGCACAGGGGGAAUUCACUCACUCCUACUCUGAGGAGGUUUGGACCUGUCUCUUCAUUGAGUCAGUCCAUCCCAGGGCUAAAAGCUUGCACAGCCAAAUGACAACCUCCAGUGGGACUCACCUGACGAACCUGGACUGUGCAGUGCACCUCACCCUGAACCAGACUUCUCAAAUAAGUUGGGCAAAUUAUUCUCUUUGUUUUUCUGCACUGAUUGUAAAGGAAGACCUGAGUGACUGUCUCUGAUAUAGCUAUGUAUGGCCCUGAGCCUCCUCGGUCAUUAGUCACUCCCUGCAGGCAGGGCCGUUCCCCACCUCUGAGUGCCUUUGGGGAUAAAUCUUGCCUCUGUUCCUCCUGCUCACACCAUCCUCAGGCACAGUCUUCAGCUGGAGCUUGAAGCAGGCAGGAGAAGAGCUGAUGCAUCAGAGGUGUCUCACGGCAAGGGCAGGCUCUCCUGCCCACGCUGAGCCCACCUGAAGCCGAAUCAGCACUGCACCUUUCCCACCACUGGUGAAAAUGGAAGAGACUGGUUUGUGUACCAGUCCUAACCCAGGCAGUAGGGUUAGGUACAGCUCAGAAGAUCCACCUCCCUCUCAUCUGAACAGGCAUGGUCCAAUUUUAGCCUUUGGAGCCAUGGCAACCAGUCGUGCCGCUCAGGAAAACAGAAGUGAUUCAUUUCCAGGUUUCACUUCUCUCGUUGCUUAAAUUUAAUUUCAGAUGAAGCACUUGACCGAUGCAAUGUGAGAUAGUGCCAUCUGAGAUCCCAGGUCACAGCAGUCUCUCGAGGUGGGUUAGAGGGACCAUGCUGUCACAUGGGUGGUAGGACUUGGGGAAGGGAGAGCUUCUAUGGCUUUUUCCUAUCUGCAGAUACUUACUGUGAUGUAGAAGGUGGGGGCUGCCCUGUAUUAGAAAGAGGCCUGUUUUGGGCAUGUGCCUGUUUGCUAUGUGUUUAUUUGGGUUUUCGCUGCAUUGCUGGUGGACCGGAGCCCAUGGGGCUCAACUUCUUAUGAAUGGCAGAUCCUAAGAUGACAGCACUGUGUGAGGUUGUGAAGUUGCCCCAAAGCUGUGUGUUUAGUGUGGGUGCUUCAAAGUGUCAGGAGGUGCCCUUAUGACUGGGACUCAUGCAGAGAAAGGUCCUGGCUUCUAGACAAGCUUUUUUUGAUUUCUCUGUCCAAGAAAUUAAUGUUUUCUUGAUAGAUUUCCACUGCAUUAUAGUUGAUGAAUCAUUUCAUCAACUCACACUUCUUUCUAAUAUUAAUAUCCAGACUCCAGAAUUAGCCCAAUUUUUUAAUUCAGUUUCUAUAAAAGUACCUUGACCCUCUCCUGCUAAAACCUGCUAUCAAAGAACAGAUGAAUGUGAAGAUUACUUUGUCUUUGUAUCUGCAGCUUCAAGGUACAAGCUAAAAAUAUCCUUGACAAUGAGCUUUAAUUAGAAACACACUUAGGAGCUCACACAAUACAAAGAAUGAGAUUUUUUUCUUUUUUCCAUUGUCUUUUGUCUUCUGCCUUCUUGCUUCUUUGUUUCUUUGUUUCUUUUUUCUUUCUAUUUUCUAUUUUCUUUUUUCCUUCCUCUUUCUUCUUUUUCUUUUUUUUUUUUAAGUUUCACUGGUCCCAUUGGUGGGAACCAAUGUCUACAGUGGUUCCACUGGUUCCAAUUAAAGACUCAGGGGCCUCUUAUCAAUGUGUAUGAAUACCUGAUGGGAGGGAGUACAGAAGAUUGAGCCAGACCAUUCUCAGUGGUAUCCAGUGAAAGGAUGAGGCAGAGUGGGCAUAAAUUGAAGCACAGAUAUUCUUGGUUAGGAGAGAGGGUAACAUGAACAACAUGGUCCUUGCAGUCCGCCUGCCAGUGCAGAACGAGGCUCCCAGUGUGCUGGAGUACAACAUUAAAGAAGAAAAAUCAAUCAUGUACCUGGAAGGAUCUGUCCUUGUAUUUGAGGAUAUCUUCAAACUGGUUGCCUUCUACUGUGUCAGUAGGGAUUUGCUGCCCUUCACCCUGAAGCUGCCACAAGCAAUAUUAGAAGCCAGUAGCUUUCAAGACCUUGAAAUCAUCUCUAGUCUAGGGAUAGUGCACGUUGGAUCCAUGCUGUACAUCUCAGUCUUAUACCUUCCCACAGUCAGCAAGAGGGAGACAGAACUCACCUGGGGUCUUCACAACCUCACCUCAGAUUUCUGGGAUUCCUCCUUAAACCACAGAAGAAGAGGAGAGGAGUUAUCCCACCCUGCAAAAGACUCUGCUUUCAGCACUGUCCAGGCAGACAGUUUAAGAUCUACCCAGUGUUUUGCAAGUAGCACAAACCACUGCUCAUGUGAAAUUGAGCUGUCAAUAGGAAAUGACAGGCUGUGGUUCGUGAAUCCUAUUUUUAUAGAAGAGUGCAGUAAUACUUUUCCUCCAGAUGUACCUCCUCCUAAAAGCCAUGCUGUGAGUCCUGAUCUCCCCCCUGCCACAACACUCGCUGAAAGGAGGUCUCCCCGCCGCCCCCCUCCACCUCCACCUUCUCAUGCUCUCAUUCAGAAAUCUUCUCUGAAGCUCCUGUGGGAUCCCAUGACUGCCUGUGAAAACGAGCCGCUUCUUCAGCCACUAGGAAAGAGCAUCAAGGAAAUGAAAAUUGAGGGUGGUGACAAUAAAGAAGAAGGGAAGCAGAGCUGCUCUGUCAAUGAGCCCUCAGCAGUGAGCCCCAAGAAGGGCUCCCAGCCCUCUGUCCCGCCGCGGAGGCGGCUGUGCGAGAGGACCUCGGAGGAGAGCUCUGUGGGUAAGCCUGGAAGUUGUGAAACCCUGAAAGGGGAACGGACAGAAGAAAAACAAGACAUAAGUACAGAGAGCAGAGAUAAAAGGUCGCUGUGCAAAAAGGCCGUAGAAAUGCCUGGGGAGGUUCCCGAAAGUGCUGUAUCACAGUUUCAGGAGACAAAGCCCGAACCUGCAGAGAAGAAGGAGGACAUGCCUGAGAUACAAAGCAAUGCCACUGAGAAAGAAAAGUCACCUCCUAUCCCACCACCGAGAAGGAAGAGGCUUUCCCAGGUACCGACGAUCCCCAGCUCCUGUCAGUUGAAGCAAACAGUGGCAGAGACGGCCAUGGCCACGGCGCAGGCUUUGUGCAAGAGCAGCUCAGCUACAGUGGCAGGUGGUGCCACUUGCACACGCACCAAGACCGAACAAAGACAUGGACGCAAAUCCAUCAGCUCAGCUGAACUGAAAGGUUCGCACUCCUCCCUGGAGGGCCCGGGAGGCAGCACCAUGGCUCAGGCGUCGGUGUCCGAGCCAGACUCCUACUCCACCAGCAGCACAGAGGAUGACCUGGAGAUGCUGAGUAGUUCCUCCAGUAAAAAGACACGCUCCGUGAUCUUGGGCAAGGCCAAGAACAGGCUGUCCUUUGUGAGUCUGUCCAAUGUCUUCACAGUCUUUUUGUCUAGUGACAGGAAGCUGCAGAAGAAAAUAGUGGAGCUGGCACAGGACAAGGAUUCGUACUUUGGCAACCUGGUGCAGGACUACAGAGUGUACAGUUUAGAGAUGAUGGCAAAGCAGAGCUCCAGCACAGAGAUGCUACAAGAAAUCCGGAUGAUGAUGACGCAGCUGAAGAGUUACUUAGUGCAGAGCACUGAGCUGAAAUCUCUGAUAGACCCAGCCUCCUACACCGAGGAACAGUUAGAAUUGAUUGCUGAGACGGCUUUGUACAAAUGUGUCCUGAAACCUUUAAAAGAAGCCAUUGAUUCUUACUUAAAAGAAAUCCACAACAAAGACGGAUCUUUACAGCAGCUAAAAGAGAACCAACUUGUGAUACAAAACACAACUACCACUGACCUAGGUGUCACGACCAGUGUGCCUGAAACUGUUGUGCUGGAAAAGAUCCUUCACAAGUUUACAACCAUGCACAAGGCCUACUCCCCAGAAAAGAAGAUUGCCAUCUUGCUAAAGUCCUGCAAACUAAUCUAUGACUCCAUGUCUCAGGGAAACCCAGGGAAACCAUACGGUGCAGAUGACUUCCUCCCUGUGCUCAUGUAUGUGUUGGCCCGCAGCAACUUGACUGAAGUCCUUCUCAAUGUGGAAUAUAUGAUGGAGCUCAUGGACCCUGCUCUGCAGCUAGGGGAAGGCUCUUAUUAUUUAACCACCACCUAUGGGGCCCUGGAGCACAUCAAGAACUACGACAAAAUCACCGUCACGCGGCAGCUGAGCAUGGAGGUGCAGGACUCCAUUCACCGCUGGGAGCGACGGAGGACGCUGAACAAGGCCCGGGCUUCCCGUUCAUCAGUGCAGGAUUUCAUCUCUAUCUCCUUUCUGGAAAUUGGUGCUCAGUCAAGGACACUUGCUUCCCAGAACAGCACCACGGCUGAGCAGCUGAGCCAGCAGUGUGCUGAAAAGUUUGAAGUCUCCCAUCCCAAGGACUAUGGACUCUUUGUUUAUGUUGAUGACCAGUGGCUGCAGCUGGACAAAGAUGCCCUUCCUCACCAUAUCAAAGGCUCCCUGCUGAAGAGUGAAACUAAGAAAGAUUUCCAUUUUAUUUAUAAACCAAUAGACCAUAAAACCCCACCAGUUCCAAUUGUCAAAGAGUCAGACUUUCUCUAAGGGCCGUGCUGCUCUUCUGUUGUGUUUGGUGUCAUCCUGGAAGGGCUGGAUAGUUUAUCUCAUGAGAUCCUCUGGUAUCUGCAGACCACAGAAGGUCUCUGAAGCAUGGCCUUCAGCACGGGGCAGAUGUGCUAAUUGUAGAUGCUGUCUGAAUACAGGGCAUUUCUCAGCAGAGUUCAUUUGCAGAAAUAAAAGGAGCAUUCAGGAGAACAUUCAUCCUCUGGAACACUUGAAGUAUCAAACCUCAGAACCUCCCACUGGCAACCAGCUGAUGUCGCAGAAUGUAAAUGGACAGUGGAGAAAAUCCAGAGAUCUUGUGGAAAAGUGGACAUUUACUCCAUAAUAAAUUAUGGCACACCUCUGUGCACAAGGCCUGUGAAAGGUCUGCACAAACCUCAAUCUGUUUGGAGGUAAGAUUGUGUUUAUGCCUUACAGUAUCUGUUCACCCAGUUUGAAUAAACUGAGUCUUGUCUGAUGUAUUCAGUGGAACAGGGUUGCCACCUCUAGCAGAACUCCCUCUCUGUCUUGCUGUCUACAACACAUCAUUGCCUUUGAAAUCCACAUAAUUACAGACCAUGCAAGAUGAUCCUGUACAUUCAUUAAGAAUAGAUUUUCUGCCAUCUAUUUGUCACUGAAAUCAGGUAGCAUAGGCAUUUUCAUCAAUGUAUUUUUCUUAAAGAUUGAAAGUCUUCACCAUCAGUUUUACAUGUACAGCAGUUUUAAUCACAUUGGUUGUAUGAUAGUGUCUGGUUAACUGUAUAUUUAUUUCUGUGUGUGAUAUGGUGCAUUUAUUUUAAAAUAAGCAUUUGUAAAGAACUUAAUAAUUUGCCCAUCGUAGCAAACCAGAUUAAAAUUUGAAAGGCAAAAGGA
Aquila chrysaetos chrysaetos is the source of this 5949-nucleotide messenger RNA. RefSeq names its product Ras and Rab interactor 3 (gene RIN3). The record is from RefSeq and is a predicted model, not a curated record. The transcript is spliced from 10 exons. NCBI's taxonomy places the organism in Eukaryota, Metazoa, Chordata, Aves, Accipitriformes, Accipitridae. Gene Ontology annotation, molecular function: guanyl-nucleotide exchange factor activity; small GTPase binding. Gene Ontology annotation, biological process: vesicle-mediated transport; signal transduction. Gene Ontology annotation, cellular component: cytosol; endocytic vesicle. The coding region runs from base 2335 to 5079 and encodes 914 amino acids.